AUGGACAGCGGAGAUGCAUCAUCGAUAGAUGAGUCAUCCGAUAACAAUGUGGAGGUUAUUGAGAAGAUGGUUGCUGAGGUAAAGGUUGAGAAUGCAGAGAGAAGGACGUUACCGAGGAUGACAAAGUACGAAAAGGCACAUGUACUUGGUGUUCGUGCAUCUCAGCUGAGUGCAGGUGCUCCUCCCUUCGUGGAUAUUGGUAAUGAAUCUAAUCCUCUGAAGAUUGCAGGACUAGAACUGAAUGAGAAGAAGAUUCCUUUCAUUAUUCGCAGGAGGCUUCCUGAUGGCAGUUUUGAGGACUGGGCAAUCGACGAGCUUUUGGUGCCUGGGGUGGAUUUCCAAUAG
Ordospora colligata OC4 is the source of this 345-nucleotide messenger RNA. RefSeq names its product DNA-directed RNA polymerase. Lineage: Eukaryota; Fungi; Microsporidia; Ordosporidae. The transcript has a single exon. The coding region runs from base 1 to 345 and encodes 114 amino acids. Gene Ontology annotation, molecular function: DNA-directed RNA polymerase activity; DNA binding. Gene Ontology annotation, biological process: DNA-templated transcription. The record is from RefSeq and is a predicted model, not a curated record.